AUGACUCUGACAUUGUGGCAGACGAAGCGGAACAAUGCUUUCUCCGUCACGAAUUCAUCCAAACCCAAUGCGCCCAAUGCUAUGAGCAUCAGUCAAGACGGUGCAGACUUCACCUACUUUUCAGUCAUGAAAUUCGGCUCUCCAGGUCGGGACAUGUACAUGUUGCUCGACAGCGGGUCCGCCAAUACCUGGCUCAUGGGCUCCAGCUGCCAGUCUCAAGCUUGUCAGAUCCAUAACACUUUUGGUCAUGCCAACUCAGACACCCUAAAUCUCACUCAAACCACUUUCUCCUUAGCAUAUGGCACAGGGCAGGUCCAGGGCACCAUGGCAUCCGACACGGUCAGCUUUGCAAACUAUUCGUUGGAGUUGGGCUUCGGAAUGGCCACUACCGCCUCGGAUGAUUUCCUGAACUAUCCUAUGGAUGGCAUUCUAGGCCUUGGUCGAGCCGCAUCAGAAGAGCUCGGUGUGCAGAGCCUCAUGGACGCGUUGGACGAUCAGGAAGGCUUGAAGGAGAAAAUCUUCGGCAUCCAUCUCCAGCGAAGCUCGGAUGGCACAAAGGACGGGCAAAUCACAUUCGGCGGGGUCGAUGCGUCCAAAUUUAAAGGCAAGCUUGAGUACACGAACGCCAUUAAUAACAGCACCUGGGAAAUCCCCCUCGACGAUGGCGGUGUCGACGACAAAGGGGUAGGGUUCAAGGGCAAAUCCGCCAUAGUCGACACCGGCACGUCCUACUGGCUCGCUCCACCAGGCGACGCCGACGCCCUGCACGCCUUGAUCCCCGGAAGCUACCACAACGGCGAAACCUACCUUGUGCCAUGUUCCACCACGGCCAACGUUUUCGUCACCUUCUCCGGCGUCAACUACACGAUAUCGCCCAAGGACUAUGUGCGCGGCGGAGCGACCGGCAGUGCCGACGGCAUGUGCUACAGCAACAUCAUCGGCCACCAGGCAUAUGGCCCCAACCAGUGGAUCUUGGGGGAUGUCUUCCUCAAGAACGUCUACACAGUCUUUGACUUCGACAACGCCCGCGUCGGCUUUGCCUCACACUCGGUCAGUUCCGACUCAAGUACGACCAGCUCGUUGAGCAGUUCUUCUCCUCCUACGACCUCGCCCUCCUCGUCGAGUUCUUCCUCCGCUUCCAGCGCGCAGCCAUCCGGCUCGACUACCGCAACCUCCGCCGAGGGCCCUUCAAAGACUGUUUCAAGCUCGAGCGCUGGCCCAACCAGUUCGCCCGCAGGUGGUGUCGACAGCAGCCCCUUCGGCCAAGCCGGCGCCACUUCCGGGGCGCCAGAGCGCCCAGUCAAUCUCGGAUGCAUCAUAAUCCUCGCCUUUAUCAUCGGCUUAAUAUUGUAA
Molecule: messenger RNA, 1353 nt
Organism: Exophiala aquamarina CBS 119918
Lineage: Eukaryota; Fungi; Ascomycota; Eurotiomycetes; Chaetothyriales; Herpotrichiellaceae
Exons: 1
Coding region: 1-1353 (450 amino acids)
Biological process (GO): proteolysis
Molecular function (GO): aspartic-type endopeptidase activity
Source: RefSeq, a predicted model, not a curated record